CUAAUAGACCAAAUCGACUGCCGCUCACCUCUCUCUCUCUCUCUCUCUCUCUCGUUCUUCUCUCAACUCUCUCUAAGUUUCGCCUCUCUUCUUCCCUCACAGAGAAAAGCGAAACCCUAGCCAAGCCUUGCCGUCGUAAUCCUCGCCUCUCGAACUCUCUGUUUCUCACCUCUGCCUCAAGGAAAUGAAAACCUGAAACUCACCACAAGCCGCCCACGGCCGCGACAAAACGAUGACGAGAUGACGGCCUGAAUCGACUUCAAUCGACUGGAGGCAUGUCGAUCCAGGUAGGGAUUUUGCUUGCAUGUUAUUUUCUUUCUCUUUAUUUGUUGAUUUUAAGAAAUUUUAGGGUUCUAAUCGUUUUUUUAUUUUGGACUUUCUUAUGGUUUGGUUUCGGACCGUGGGAGAAGAAAAUGGUUCGCUGGUGACUUAGAACUUUGAUGACGUCGAGUACAGCCCUCACGCCAGCGGUAAGCUAACUCUGUUGUUGCAUGUUUGGUUCUCUUGAGAUUUUGACGAUUUCUAUUCUAAUUUUGUUUUUUUAUAUUGUAUUUUGAUUUUUUUUUUUUGGAUUCGACGAGGGGAGAAUAAGGGCAACUUUGGCGGCUAGGGUCUCCGUCGGCAAGCCUUUGCCGGCGGUGGUGUGACAACGGCGACAGGUGAUGUUUUGGUUUCUGUGAUUUUUACUUUUGAUUUAUUAUUCCUUUAAUCGAUUCUGACCUCUAUUCUUUUUUUGACACAGGUUUUGAAAAUUGGGCAGAUCUAGGUAAGGAUCAUCCUAAACUGAGUUUAGUAUGACUGGGGAGGUUAAACUAAAAAAAGCAAAGUAUUGUGUUGUGGUUCAGAAUUUCUUUACAGAUCUGUGGUUUUCAAUAAAAACUGGUUAUGUAUGAGUUCAUAUGAUUCUGAAAUGGUGUUUUUCGGACUACACUUAGCAUGGUUAGGAGGUAUAAAUUCAGAAAGGGGAUUUGCUUGUUAUUGAGUUUUGAAUCUGGUAGUUUUGAUCCAAAACUUUUUGAUAGAAAAUGAGGCUUUUUGCGUAUGUGCCUCUGAUGACAUACGGUUUUGGAGGCUUGGUUUAAAGCUUAAAAUUUAUGGAUUUGCUUCUACCUAAACUAAGUAGUAAAAAAUGGAUCUUGGUGUAAUGAAAAUAGAGAUGGCUACUUUUAACGUCUAUGAAUCGCCGGCACUGCUUGCGAUUCUGCGAAAUUGGUAUGGGUUUUAAACUCUGAAAUUUAUUGUGCUUGAGUGAUUUUUUUGGGAUCUGGAUUCAGGUUCAUCCAUGAACUUCUAAAAGUGGUUUUUGCUUCUAAAAUAUAUAUAUAUAUAUAUAUAUAUAUAUAUGGUGGCGUCUUCGGUGCACUCACUUUUUUGGGUGCAUUCAGUGCACUCGCUUCAUAACCGUCAUUUUAAACAUGCGAUUUAUGUUAAAAUGAUGUCAAUCAUCACUUAUGAUGUGAUGAACAAUAAAGCACAUUAAUUUGCACAAAAACUAUUGAAAAUUUACUUUAAUUUGAAGAAUUUAGAGUUCAGAGAUUUAGGAUUAGGGUUAGGGUUUACAAUUUGGGGUUUAGGACUAGAACUCAAAAUUGGAGGUCUAGGGCUUAGGAUAAUCUGCUAAUUAGUUGUUAUUAUAUGUUAUAUAAUCAUAUUACACUAAUUCUACAAAUUAAAAUUCAAAAUCCGACACCUUAAGACUAGUUUUUGAGUUGGGUGCAUUGUACGCACUCAUUUUUGUGAGUGCACCGAAGUAGUCACCAUAUAUAUAUAUAUAUAUAUAUAUGGUGGCUACUUCGGUGCACUCACUUUUUUGGGUGCAUUCAGUGCACCCAACUCUAAAAGAGGUCAUAAUACAUUGAUUUUGAACUUUAAUUGGUAGCAUUAGUAUAAUAUGAAGAUAUAACAUAGAAUCAUAACUAAUCAAUCCAUUACCCUAACCCGUUAACCUUCAAUUUUGAAUCCCAAACCAAAAUCCCAAAUUGUAAACCUAAACCCUAACCCUAAAUCGCUAAACCCUAAAUCCUUAAAAUUAAAGUAAAUCCAAAAUAAUUUUUGCACAAAUUCAUGUGUUUCUUGUUCAUAAUAUCAUAAGAGACAAUCGAUACCGUUUUGACAUGAAUCGCAUGCUCGGAAUGAUAAUUAUGAGACAGGUGCAUUGAAUGCACCCAAAAAAGUGAGUGCACUGAAAACGUCACCAUAUAUAUAUAUAUAUAUAUAUAUAUGCAUGCUAUCUAGUUGUACUUUAACUUGCCCAUGUAUGACUACGAAUGAGGGAAUCUAAGUAUGGCAGAAAAUUAACUCAAAACAUCCACCACUACUCAUAGUUAAGUCAAUCAGCAUAGUAGUAAUAGCAUAGACGAAGCUAAUAAUACGAGAGGAAAAUGAAACUUUAAUGGUAGAGCUUAAUGAAGCUUAUACGAGUAGAUCUUGGUAAAUGGAGUGCUUGAAUGUAAAGAAGCUUGAAAGUAAAACACUAGAUUGACGAUUUUGACAUUAAGGUGGUUGACUAUAAACUUGACAAAAUGAAAUGAGAUCUUAUUAAGAAGGUAGCUGGGUAUAAACACCAACCUGGUUGAAGCUUCUGGCCUAAGAAUGACCUCCUUUUGCUUCUCUUCAAAUAUCUGGACUGAACUUCGUACAAAAGACGGAUCGAAAAUGAAAACAGGAUGCUAGUGUUUCUCUUGAAUAUUUGUCUGUUUCUCUUAGUUGGAAUCGUCCUCCCCCUAUAACAAAGAGCCCCAAGAGCUCAUUUAUAGCAAAAAAGCUGUCCGACGUGUCUUUUCUUCAUUGGUUGAUUUUGAGGCCCAUUGUGAGACCUCCACCACAGUUGGUCGGUUCUGCCUGGUCAGGAUAGGGUUGGCACACAGUUUUAAGUUGGAAUGGCAGGGCUGUUGGCUUGUAUUUUGGGCCGACUUGGCUUUUGUUUGGGCUUGGAAUGGGCUGGGAUGGACUUGAAUUUGGGCUUAAAAAUCUGGAAUUGGACUUACCCUUUGGACUUAGUCAGAUCUGGGCUUUAGUUUGAAUCUGGAAACUAGCCCUUGUGCUUCAACUAACUGCUACCUUUGUUUUUGCAGAUCCAAGUCUAAAAGUCUUUGAAGCAUUGGGCUGGGCUUGACUCUUCCUUCGUAGGCUAAAUUUCAAAAUUCUUGUAUACCAAAGUAUGGUAAAUGUGUAAUGAUGUUUAAUGAUUGUACCAAAUUUCUAAUUUUUGAAUCAUAUACUUUGGGAUGUUUCCUUUCGAAUUCAAGCCCCAUUAUCGAACCCAAAUGCUCUGACACGAAAUUGGAACGAAAGAUCAGACUAUCACUCUCGAAUAGCAAUACUCUCUCUUGUGUAAAUUCUGGUCACAAGUUUUUUCGUUUUAUAUUCGGACAAAAUGUGGUGUCUACAGGGACUAUUGAAGAAGGUGGCAUGAAUGAGAGAGGCAUCACGACAGGUGUAGGCAACUGAAAGGGAGCUGCGCACGCUGGAGGUGUCACUCAUGGUGAUGGAGCAGUCGACGAUGCACCCUCCCCACAAGCAAUGGCGAAGGCGAGCUUGUUGGCGACAAUGGGGCUUGAUGUAGAGCAUAUUGGCGGUGGCUCAUCCCUAGAGCCCGCGAGGCUGAGCAGUGUGGGCCAAGUUUCUGGAGGCUCAAAGCUCAGGGGAGGACUCUUGCACACUCCAACUGCGCAUGGUAUCAUCGCGAUCCACAAAGGCGAAAUUGGCGGGAUAUGACCUCGUGGGCUAAGAAUUUUGGUUUAAUGGACCUGAGGCUCAACGUUUGUGAGUAGGAGUAGGUUACGGACCGAUGAGAUUUAGGCCGAUCGGGUCCAAAUUGAGUUGUGGUUGAAGACGAGAUGAGCUUGGUGAACCAAGGCGAGAUGGUUGGACACCAGGGUAGUUGGCUAAGUUGAGGAAAACCGAGACAAUUGUUGAAUACUAAUAAGAGUUCUUGAAACUGAGCAACAUGUGCAAAGGAAUGCUAGAUGAGACUGGGGGCAAUGCAUGACAGGUCUGAGGCCAGAGUUUGCGGCAUCGGUCAAGGUAUUUGAGUCUAAUUCUUUGAGAGUGGGUUUGAGGUAAAAAAAAAAUGAUCUAUCUGGUUGGAGGAGCAGUGGCAGUUGCUUUCAGAAGGCAACUAGUCUUUCUGGUGGAGGUUUCAUGGAUAGCAGAGGAGUCAUGGCAGUGGCUGCUCAGACUCCAGGGAUGGCAACUAGAGAUGACAAUUUUGACCUGACCCGUUUGCAUAAAUUACAUGUAAUCUUAGUCAUUACUUAGGUUUUUUCUGUUAUUACCUCAUAUCUUAGCUAUCAUAGAGUUAUAAAUAAAUAAAAACCUCAAUUCCUCCAAUAGUUUAACUACAUUUAUUAUUUUAUGAUUUAUUUCUUGAUUCUAAUGAUAAUAACGAAUAUUUCUAAUAUUUUCCAUAUAAAUUACACGGUUACUAAAAAUAUAAAAUAAAAUUUACACUAAAAGUUACCUACUAAAAAUUAGAGAUUAAAAAACAGUUUCAGGGUUUUUUUUUUUUAUCAGGUUCCUACUUCCUAGGGCUAGAAUGUGUACACUACAGUUUUGAUUGUUUAGCAAGAACGUCGGUGGUCGUCAUAGAGAAAGCAACAAACUUCAAUUCGCCAUUCUAGGUCUGUCGCUUGAAGCUACGGGGAGCCGCCCAACCUAGUGGUGAGAUGAGCAGCCGACGCGGCCCACCGAAGCACCAAAACGAAUAUGCUUGGAAGCCUAAAGCAGGCAUCAAGAUCAACGAAACGGAAGUCGGCGGCAGGUUCAGGCCCUUACCGGCGAUUUGCGGAGUGUGCCAACGAUGUAAAGACCAGAUCGAUUGGAAGCGCCGCUACGGCAAGUACAAGCCUCUUACUGAGCCAGCAAAAUGCCAACAUUGCUCCAAACGUGCAGUCCGUCAUGCCUACCAUAACUUAUGUUCAGGAUGUGCCAAGGAGCAAAAGGUGUGCGCAAAGUGCCAAUGCCGAGUGGACCAGAUAGUUGGAAGGGAUUCUGAAGUUGCCGAGGCUGAGCAGAAGAUGCUUGAGGAUGCCAUUAAGAAUGCCCGGGAGAGAGAUAGGAGGACCCUCCUGCGCUCGAUGGGCAAAGCUAAAACCAAGACUUCAGCAAUGCCACCAACCACAGAAGGAAAUAAAGUCGGGGAUCUGUUUCCUACUGUAUCACUGGAAGGAUAUGCUGCAAAAGUCUCUGGUCUUCGUAUAAGUGACACUAAUAAUAAGGACAUCGAUGAAGGAGAAGAAAACCACUACUGUGAUGAACAAGGCGUACCAAGAGACGAGAAUGAAGAUGAAGUAGAGGGGGAUGAUAGCGAGGAAGACAAUGGUGAAUCGGAAAGUGGAAGUAGAGUUGAACAAGCACUUUAACAUCAUUAGGAUUGGUAGCUAUAUAGGCACUCGAAGAUGGAAAUGUAUCGCUUUAUAAUGUUUCUAAAGUAUCCUACUACUGCUCAUAUACGAGGAAGCAAUUUUGGUUUGAGAUCUCACUUUUCGGUACUUGUGAUUCCUAUUGAUCAAAUUAUGGCUGCAUUCAUUUUCCAGACUAAUACAAAAUGUCACAACGU
This is a messenger RNA of Linum trigynum, 5560 nucleotides long. NCBI's taxonomy places the organism in Eukaryota, Viridiplantae, Streptophyta, Magnoliopsida, Malpighiales, Linaceae. The record is from the annotation of a GenBank genome assembly.